Molecule: messenger RNA, 3907 nt
Organism: Hypomesus transpacificus
Lineage: Eukaryota; Metazoa; Chordata; Actinopteri; Osmeriformes; Osmeridae
Product: zinc finger protein 271-like
Exons: 1
Biological process (GO): regulation of transcription by RNA polymerase II
Cellular component (GO): nucleus
Molecular function (GO): DNA-binding transcription factor activity, RNA polymerase II-specific; RNA polymerase II transcription regulatory region sequence-specific DNA binding
Source: RefSeq, a predicted model, not a curated record
GGAAAGAGCCUUUCCUCAUCCAGGAUCCUCAAGAUGCACAUGAGGAUCCACACUGGAGAGAAGCCCUACAGCUGUGAUGUCUGUGGUAAAACCUUUAGCAGUGUUGGCGCUUUCAGAGUUCACUGCAGGAUCCACUCUGGAGAGAAGCCCUACAGCUGUGACCUAUGUGGUAAAACCUUUAGCCAUGCUAGCAGUGUCACAGUUCACAACAGGAUCCACACUGGAGAGAAACCCUACAGCUGUGACCUCUGUGGUAAAACCUUUAGCCAGGCUAGCCAUUGCAUUAGUCACCAAAAAAUCCACACUGGAGACAAGCCUUACAGCUGUGACCUCUGUGAUAAAACCUUUAGCACAGCUAACCAUUUCAGAAUUCACAGCAGAAUCCACACUGUAAAGAAGCCAUACACCUGUGACAUCUGUGAUAAAACCUUUAACCAUGGUAGCAGUUUGAGAACUCACUGCAGGAUCCACACUGUAGAGAAGCCAUACACCUGUGACAUCUGUGGUAAAACCUUUAACCAUGCUAGCAGUUUGAGAAAUCACUGCAGGAUCCACACUGGAGAGAAGCCCUACAUCUGUGACGUCUGUGGUAAAACCUUUAGCCAGGUUAGCAAUUACAUAUAUCACAGCAGAAUCCACACUGGAGAGAAGCCCUACAGCUGUGACCUCUGCGGUAAAACCUUUAACAGGUAUGGAAGUUUAACAGUUCACCAACGGAUUCACACUGGAGAGAAGCCCUACAGCUGUGACCUCUGUGAUCAAACCUUUAGCAAUGCUAGCAAUUUCACAGAACACCGCAGGAUCCACACUGGAGAGAAACCCUACAGAUGUGACCUCUGUGGUAAAACCUUUAGCAGGGAUGGAAGUUUAACGGUUCACCACCGGACCCACACUGGAGAGAAGCCCUACAACUGUGACAUCUGUGGUAAAACCUUUCGCAGUGUUAGCAGUUACACAGUUCACCACAGGAUCCACACUGGAGAGAAGCCCUACAAAUGUGACAUCUGUGGUAAAACCUUUCGCCAUGUUAGCAGUUACACAGUUCACAGCAGGAUUCACACUGGAGAGAAGCCCUACAGCUGUGACCUCUGUGACUAUUCUGGUAAAACAAAUGGCCAUCUGAAGAGUCACCUACGUGUCCACAGUAGAAAAACCCCAAAGCAGUGAUGUGUGGGACCAAGCUGUCCCAGCAGUCGCCACCUGAAAAAAACUUCUGUAUGACCCACAGCUGGAAGAACUACCGGCCUACAACAUAAAAAUCUAAAAUCCUCUGCUGUUAGACUGCUCCUCCUAUGGUUUCUUCCAUUUUGUUGUCUAACUUUUAUUGACGUAAGACUGUUUAGCCUGUGUUACAAACCUUGUCUAGGGGGAAAGCCUGUAACACUAGACAAACACACAAGACGGAACACACAUGCAAACAGAGCGAGGGACGUUACAGCCUGUGUUCUCUUUUACCAACUGUCUUUGGAGGAGGGGAGCACUAAACUGCUCCUCCCAAGGUUUCUUCUACUCUUUUCUAAAAUUGUCUUUGUCUUCCUUGAAGGUUUAGGUUGGUUGAGGGGUAGUUCUAUGGGCGUACGUGAAGCCCCUCUGUGACAUUGCUUGUAAAAAGGGCUGUUCAAAUAAAUUAGAUUUGAAUUUGAUGAUCACUUGUGACUCGUCCAAUGCAGAAAAAGGCAGCCUACAGAGAGGGUGACAGGGGAAGCGCAGGCUCGUACAACGGGAGCUGAAGAGGAGCCUGAAGCAGGCCAAGGAGGAAUAUAUAAAGAAGGUGGAAAGGAAGCUGCAGCUCAACAACACCAGAGAGGUGUGGGGGGGAAUGAAGACCAUCACGGGCUACAAGCAGAAGAGCAGUCCGUCUCUCCUCCAGCAGCAGCCUGUCCCCCUUCACCAGCUCCCUCCACAGCUACAGCCCUAACUUCAUGGCUGAGCCCCCUCCCCCACCAAGCCUCCCCUGUGCCUCACAGCUGACAAGGUAAAGCUGGAGCUGAAAAAACUGAACGCGGGAAAGGUGGCCGGACCGGAUGAAGUGUGCCCAAGGGUGCUGAAAGUCUGUGCCGACCAACUGGAUGAGCUCCUUCAAGAGCUCUUCAACCUGAGCCUACAGUCAGGGAGGGUCCCAGUUCUGUGGAAAACAUACUGUCUCGUGCCGGUACCCAAGACUGGGCGCCAGGCCGUGCUCAACGACUACAGACCGGUGGCCCUCACAUCACACAUCAUGAAAACACUGGAGCGGCUGUUUCUGCGCCACCUGAGACCUCUGACCGAACAUGCACUUGACCCCCUGCAGUUUGGGUACUGGGAGAGUUUAGGGGUGGAUGACGCUGUCCUUUCCCUGCUCCACCGGGCCUACUCCUACCUGUACGAGCCGGGAAGUCAGGUGAGGAUUAUGUUCUUCGAUUUUUCGAGGGCCUUCAACACCAUCCAGCCUCUCUUACUCAGAGAGAAGCUCGAAAGGAUGGGGAAGGAUCCCUUCUUCACAUCCUGGAUUACGGAUGACCUGACAGGACGUCCGCAGUUUGUCAGACUGGGGAGUUGUGCCUCUGACAUUGUUUUGAGCAGCACUGGGGCUCCGCAGGGGACUGUGCUGGCUCCGUUCCUGUUCACCCUCUACACGUCAGACUUCACCUACGACUAUUUCUGGACUUGACAGGACUCAUUCAUUCGACACGGCUAUAGUGGCGUGUGUGAGGAAGGAGCAGGAGGGGGGAGAGUACAGGGACCUGACGAGAGCCUUCGGCGACUGGAGCGAGAGGAACGGUCUUCUUUUUAACACCAGCAAGACCAAGGAGUUGGUCAUUGACUACCGUAGGACUAAGCCACAUCUGCAGCCUACAUCCAGGGCAAGGACAUCGCGGGGGUGCAGACCUACAAGUUCCUGGGGGUGCCUCUGGACGACAUGCUGAACUGGUCGGCUAACGCAGGUGCACUACACAAAAAGGGACAAAGCAGGUUGUUCUCCCUGAGGAAACUCAGGUCCUUUGAGGUCUGCAAGGAGAUGCUGCUCAUGUUUUAUCAGUUAGUAAUGGCGAGCGUGCUCUUCUAUGUAGGGGAGGCAAUAUGUCCAAGAGGGACACUGGGCGGCUGGGCAAGCUGGUCAGGAAGGCAGGCUCAGUGGUGGGGCAGAGCCUGGACUCACUGGGGACUGUGGUGGAGAUACGGAUGCGGGGCAAGCUCUUGGCCAUCAUGGGCAAUGUCAAUCAUCCCCUCCACCAUGUCCUGGCUGGACAGUCCAGCAACCUCUGUAGUGGGCAAUUCGAGGUCAUUUGUCCCAGCUGUCAUAAAACUAUACAUGACUCCACACUGAUUUGCAUGACCUGAUCUACACCACAUAACCUUAUUGUAUUGUCUGUUUGUAUUGUAUUGUAUCGUCUGUAAUUAUUGUAAAUAUGAGAGCUGUGAGGGGGGGCAAGUGAGAAACUCGCCCUGGGCGCAGAAUGUGCUAGGAUCUGUAUGUCCUGAAAUGUACGUCAUCACGGUACAAUUUUGUAGCACGGGCGGUAAUGGUAGGCUAGUAUGUAUCACAAUAUGAGUUUUUUUUUACAUAAAAUGUUUAGGUAAUUUGUUUAAAAGGAAUGCAAUCCGCACCGGCCAUAAUCUUCCGCACUCUGCCGGGUUUGGAUGGAGUAGGCUACGGUAGGUUUGUUGCAUGAAUAUAUUGUCCAUUUGAUCAAUUAAAAGUCUGAACUUUUUAGUUUCGAAGCAUUUGUUUGAAUGAGUAACGUGAGUUUCGGACAAAAUUAUACGAUCAGUGAGCUACUAUAAAGCCUUGUAUUUUUUCAGAUUUCUGCAAAACCUUUUAAGCUAAAUAUCUAUUGUUUGUUUGGCAAAUUUGAUUGUGGACAAAAUUAUGUUUCAUAUGCUGUAAGUUUUCCUCUAUCUUGUAAUAAAAGUCGUUGAAAAUGAA